AUGGCUGAUGUGGCUGCACACAGGCAAAAGCUUCAGGAUGAGGAAGAAUCGCAUAAAAGGAAACAGCAGGCUAGUGCUAGCAUAGAUAUAUUCAAACAUACAGCUCAGACGUAUGCCGCCGAUGGUGUACGUGGCGAGGCAGAAAAGCGAGCGUUUGACAUGGAACGUAAGAGACAGCGGGCUAACGAUAUCUACGAUGCAGUCAAGGGUGAACAAUUAGUUACUGAUGAAGAUCUUGGGUCGAUAGGGAUGGAGGGACGUGUGCCGCAUGGUCAGACUCUGGACAGUAUGGUUCAGGCAAAGAGAAAGAAUGACCUUCUCAAUGACGACUAUUACAACGGGCUAAAGCAGAGUUAUGAUGCCGCAGAUAGACUAAGACAAACCGCUCAUGAUAUAGAAAACCUAAAAGAAAUGGAUGCUUACAAGAAUCAGGCUGCGUUGGAU
Molecule: messenger RNA, 444 nt
Organism: Sphaeroforma arctica JP610
Lineage: Eukaryota; Ichthyosporea; Ichthyophonida
Exons: 1
Source: RefSeq, a predicted model, not a curated record